CCAGUUCAGGAAACAGGACCCCCGUCAUGCCUUUCUCCCUGCAGGAGAUGCUCUCCUCCGCUCCCCACCCCAUUCCCCUCCGCCAAGACCCGAAAGCUCCUUGUUGUUCUGAGCCUGCGUGCGGCUCCAGACCCCUGGAGUCCGAUCCCCGCCUGGGCUUGGGGACGGACCGCGCAGAGCGAGGUGGCAGCAGGCAGGGCGCGCGGCCAGGGUGCCCAGCUCCCGGGGCUGCCUGCAGGGUGGGGCGGUCCUCGCGGCCUAUCCCUCUCCGCUCCUGCCCCAUCCCCAGACAGUACACCCCUCCUCCCGCCGGCCCGCUCCCCACCCUCCGCGGCGCCGCCUCCCCCGCCGCCUGCCGGCGCUGGCCCAGAGCCGACCAGGCAGCCAGCGAGCGAGCGGAGCGCUCUGGGAUGGGACUCGGAAGAAGCGGCGAAGGAGGAGACAGCGGCAGCACCUCGGGCUUCUUCCUCGGCUCCCACGAGCGAUUCCCGAGGAGAGCCGUGGCUCUCGGAGCGGCGAGGAGGCCAGCGACGAAGACCCGGUAGGCUGCGCCCCUGUCUCGCUUCCCAGGCGCCGGCGCCGGCUGCAGCCUUGCCCCUCUUUCUCUUCUUGAAGAUGGAAAAGAUGCUGGUGGGCUGCUUUCUCCUGAUCCUCGGACAGAUCCUCCUCCUCCCCGCUGAGGCCAGGGAGUGGCCUCCUUCCAGGUCCAUCUCCAGAGGGAGACAUGCUCGGACCCACCCUCAGACGGCCCUCCUGGAGAGCUCCUGUGAGAACAAGCGGGCAGACGUAGUCUUCAUCAUUGACAGUUCCCGCAGCGUCAACACCCACGACUACGCAAAGGUCAAGGAGUUCAUUGUGGACAUCUUGCAGUUCUUGGACAUUGGCCCUGACGUCACCCGUGUGGGCCUGCUCCAAUAUGGCAGCACCGUCAAGAACGAGUUCUCCCUCAAGACCUUCAAGAGGAAGUCCGAGGUGGAGCACGCCAUCAAGAGGAUGCGGCAUCUGUCCACGGGCACCAUGACGGGGCUGGCCAUCCAGUACGCCCUGAACAUCGCAUUCUCAGAGGCAGAGGGUGCCCGGCCACUGAGGGAGAACGUGCCGCGGGUCAUAAUGAUUGUGACCGAUGGGAGGCCCCAGGACUCGGUUGCUGAGGUAGCCGCAAAGGCCCGGGACACAGGCAUCCUGAUCUUUGCCAUCGGCGUGGGCCAGGUGGACUUCAACACGCUGAAGGCCAUCGGAAGCGAGCCGCACGAGGACCACGUCUUCCUGGUGGCCAACUUCAGCCAGAUUGAGUCGCUGACCUCGGUGUUCCAGAACAAGUUGUGCACGGUCCACAUGUGCAGCAUCCUGGAGCAUAACUGUGCCCACUUCUGCAUCAAUACUCCCGGCUCGUAUGUCUGCAGGUGCAAACAAGGCUACAUCCUCAACUCGGAUCAGACGACUUGCAGAAUCCAGGACCUGUGUGCAGCAGAGGACCACGGCUGCGAGCAGCUCUGCGUGAACCUGCUGGACUCCUUUGUCUGCCAGUGCUACAGUGGCUACACCCUGGCCGAGGACGGGAAACGGUGUGUGGCUGUGGACUACUGUGCCUCAGAAAACCAUGGAUGUGAACAUGAGUGUGUAAAUACCGACGGCUCCUACUUUUGCCGGUGCCCUAAAGGAUUUGCUCUUAACCCAGAUAAGAAAACAUGCACAAAGAUAGACUACUGCGCCUCACCUAACCAUGGAUGCCAGCACGAGUGUGUUAACACAGAUGAUUCCUAUUCCUGCCGUUGCUUAAAAGGCUUUACCCUGAAUCCAGAUCAGAAAACCUGCAGAAGGAUCAACUACUGUGCGCUGAAGAGGCCGCGCUGCGAGCAUGAAUGCAUCAACACGGAGGAGGGCUACUACUGCCGCUGCCGCCGGGGCUACACCCUGGACCCCAACGGCAAGACCUGCAGCCGGGUGGAUCACUGCGCGGAGCAGGACCACGGCUGCGAGCAGCUGUGCCUCAACACCGAGGACUCCUUCGUGUGCCAGUGCUUGGAAGGCUUCCUCAUCAACGAGGACCUCAAGACCUGCUCCCGAGUGGAUUAUUGUUUGCUGAGUGACCACGGUUGCGAAUACUCCUGCGUCAACACCGACAGGUCCUUCGUCUGCCAGUGUCCCGAGGAACACGUGCUCCGCAGUGAUGGCAAGACCUGUGCCAAAUUGGACUCCUGUGCUUUGGGGAACCAUGGUUGUGAACAUUCGUGUGUAAGCAGUGGAGGCUCUUUUGUGUGCCAGUGCUUUGAAGGGUAUAUACUCCGUGAAGAUGGGAAAACCUGCAGAAGGAAAGAUGUCUGCCAAGCAGUAGACCACGGCUGUGAACAUAUUUGCGUGAACAGUGAUGAGUCGUACAUCUGCAAGUGCUUGGAGGGAUUCCGACUCGCUGAGGACGGGAAACACUGCAGAAGGAAGGAUGUCUGCAAAUCAACCUACCAUGGCUGUGAACACAUUUGUGUUAAUCGUGGCAGUUCUUACAUCUGCAAAUGCUCAGAGGGAUUUAUUCUAGCUGAGGAUGGAAGACGGUGCAAAAGAUGCACUGAAGGCCCAGUUGACCUGGUCUUUGUGAUCGAUGGAUCCAAGAGCCUUGGAGAAGAGAAUUUUGAGAUUGUAAAGCAGUUUGUCACUGGAAUUAUAGAUUCCUUGGCAAUUUCCCCAAAAGCCGCUCGAGUGGGGCUGCUCCAGUAUUCCACGCAGGUCCGCACAGAGUUUACCCUGAGAAACUUCAGCUCGGCCAAAGACAUGAAAAAAGCUGUGGCCCACAUGAAAUACAUGGGCAAGGGCUCUAUGACCGGACUGGCUCUGAAACACAUGUUUGAGAGAAGUUUUACCCAAGUAGAAGGGGCCAGGCCCCUCUCCGCACGGGUACCCAGAGUGGCCAUCGUGUUAACAGAUGGACGGGCUCAGGAUGAUGUCUCCGAGUGGGCCAGUAAAGCCCAGGCCAAUGGUGUAACCAUGUAUGCUGUUGGGGUAGGGAAAGCCAUUGAGGAAGAACUACAAGAGAUUGCCUCUGAGCCCACAGAAGAGCAUCUCUUCUAUGCCGAAGACUUCAGCACGAUGGGCGAGAUAAGUGAUAAACUACGGAAAGGCAUUUGUGAAGCUCUGGAAGACUCUGAUGGAAGACGGGAUUCUCCAGCAGGGGAACUGCCAAAGAGGGCCCACCAGCCAACAGAAUCUGAGCCAGUCACCAUAAAUAUCCAAGACAUACUUUCCUGUUCUAAUUUUGCAGUGCAACACAGAUAUCUGUUUGAAGAAAACAAUCUUGCACGGUCUACACAAAAACUUUUCCAUUUGACAAAAUCCUCAGGAAGUCCUUUGGAAGAAAAACACAAUCAAUGCAAAUGUGAAAACCUUAUAAUGUUCCAGAACCUUGCAAAUGAAGAAGUAAGAAAAUUAACGCAGCGCUUAGAAGAAAUGACACAGAGAAUGGAAGCCCUGGAAAAUCGCCUGAGAUACAGAUGAAGAUUCAAAAUGCUACAUGUAUUUGUAUGUCAUUGUAUCAAGGAUUACAGUGAAACAGUUCAGAGCCCCAAAAGCUCAAGCUAUCAUUAAUUCUGUAAGGUUGUAAACUAAAACAUAAGUAGUACUGAGAAAGCUGGUUUGCUAUAGAACAAAGGCAUACAAAUUCAUUGAGAAAAAAAAUUGUAUAAAUUUAUUUUGUAUAAAUUCAUUGAGAAAAAAAACCUUUCAGAAUCCUAAAAUGAGUUUAUCAAGUGAGAACAAAUAAGCUAUGCAAGAUAUUCUGUAACAUACUGUGGACACAUUUGCUUUUGCCUUGUUCUGCCUUAGUGUUGCAAUCUUAAUUUGACUACAAAAUAAAGUUUGCAGUCUUACUUCCGUAGAACACUGGCCAUGGGAAAGCUAUUUUUUUUUGUAUUGGACUUUACCUUGAUAUAUGUAUAUGGAUGUAUGCAUAAAGUCAGAACAUAUGUAUUGUGACAAGUUCGAUUUUUUAAUACAAUAUGAAAAUUUACUUCAGAGAAUGGUAUUCUGUGUAAAAUUCUAAGUUUAACUUUAAAUGCAAGGUAUAUAUACAUGAGAAAUGGCUAAAAUACAUAUGAAAAAAAUGUUGACUCUCACUGAUAAUCAGGAAAAUGCAGGUUAAAACAAUCAGUUUGGCAAAAGUUAGCAUGUGUGACUACAGCAUUGGUAAAGAUGUGAAAAUACGGGGCUCUUGUACACUGCUAGUGAGAACACAAAUGGGCAGCCUCUGGAGUAUGAUCAACACCUAGUAAAACUGAAAAUGCAGCCCUACCCUGUACUCUACUGUAGUCACAGGUAUCUAACUAGAUGAUUUUAGCCUCCUCGGUAGUGUACACAGCCUGUUGCCUAUUCAGGUUGCCCUAAGGGACCUUGGAGACAGCCCUUUCCAGUGUACAUUAAUGACUGGCAUGCUGUCCCCAAUCUAGGCUCCAGACAGGUAUAUACGGUACCUUUGGAAAGCGCCAGGGCACAGUGGCCAGGGUCCACAUUGGCCAAAUUAUAAUGUCCAUCCGCACCAAGCUGCAGAACAAGGAGCAUGUGAUUGAGGCCCUCCGCAGGGCCAAGUUCAAGUUCCCUGGCCGCCAGAAGAUCCAUAUCUCCAAGUGGGGAUUUACUAAGUUUAAUGCGGAUGAAUUUGAAAACAUGGUGGCAGAAAAGUGGCUCAUCCUGGGGCCUGUGGGGUCAAAUACAUCACUAAUCAUGGCUCUCUGGACAAAUGGCGGGCCCUGCACUCAUGAGAGCCUUGGCGCUGUUCCCUCCUUACUCAUGCCCACCAAUAAAUCCUACUUUCUUGUCCAAAAAGAAAGUUACUUGAGUUGAUAAAAGUUAACAAAUUACAAAUAACCUAAUCAUCCUCAGAGGGGGAACUGAUAAAUUGUGGCAUACCUCAGAAAUACUAUGCAACAUUUAAAAGAAAUGUAUUGGGCUUCCCUGGUGGCACAGUGGUUAAGAAUCCGCCUGCCAAUGCAGGAGACACAGGUUCGAGCCCUGGUCCGGGAAGAUCCCACAUGCUGUGGAGCAACUAAGCCCGUGUGCCACAACUACUAAACCUGCACUCUAGAGCCUGCGAGUCACAACUACUGAAGCCCACAUGCC
Kogia breviceps (pygmy sperm whale) is the source of this 5103-nucleotide messenger RNA. It is a transcript of the gene MATN2, whose product is annotated as matrilin 2. The record is from RefSeq and is a predicted model, not a curated record. Gene Ontology annotation, molecular function: calcium ion binding. Lineage: Eukaryota; Metazoa; Chordata; Mammalia; Artiodactyla; Physeteridae.